AUGGUCUUCCAUGACAAUGAAGUAAAGAAUGAUGAAAAUGUGUCACUCCAGGACAUCCCACUCUCAAUUCCAUCAAGUCCAGAACCACAAGAACCUGAGUCAACUUUUAAGAUGGAUGAUCUGCUGAAUGAGAUCAGACAACUUAAAGAUGAACUCAAGAAAAAGGAUGAAACCAUCAACCAGUUAGAGCAUCAGCUUCCUCAAGUACUACAGCCUUCCAGCAGCCUUCCCAGUUCCACAGACCUCGCCCAGGGAAAACUAAUAAAAAUGCCACAUAUCGAGGCCCACAGUGAAUCCCCUAAAAAUGAUCUGCAUGAAAAUAGCAAUCAGAAUCAAAAUGCUGCAAAUUCUCUCCUAAAUAGCUCGAAUCAAGUAAACUCUUUCAUGAGCAUACAGUUAAAAGUAAAAGAUGAGAAUGCGUCACAUUUGGAAAAUUUGAGAAAUACAAAUGCUGAAGACCCUGGAGAGGUGACCGAUAGUAAAGAGAGUCCCUUAGCGUCUCGUUCCUCUUCUCAGACCUCUACACGAGCUCAUGCUAGAGAGGUUCAGACUGAACUAGGUGUGAAAGGUCAACCCUUAGUCACAAACCAGGCUCCUCGGCCAAAGACUUUAAGAAUUGCAAAGCCCCCCAAUGCUUUAGUGCCUCCUACGAUGGCCGUUCUCGCACGAUCUGCAAAUCAUUCCACUGCUUCCAAGGAACAUGAGCUUCUACCACUGAGUAGCUCGACUCAGCUGCAGCCAACAUCUGGCCAGGAUAACCUAAAGGGUAAACAGAGUCAGAAAGUAUCUAAACUUCGCCCUCCAACGACGUCCUUUGUUAAAGCAAAGCAAAUGAGCAGUCAGAAGUCCACGCCAGUACCUCCAGAGCCUCAAAACACCUGCUUGAAGACGAACAUCCCAAAGCCACCGGUACAGAGAAAGGAACCCAUGCCACCACAGAAUGCCACUUUGCAUUCUGGGGAUGGUUUGCCCUCUAACAGGCAUUCCCGCCUCCCUAAACCAAAGACACAUUGA
Molecule: messenger RNA, 1014 nt
Organism: Merops nubicus (carmine bee-eater)
Lineage: Eukaryota; Metazoa; Chordata; Aves; Coraciiformes; Meropidae
Product: actin cytoskeleton-regulatory complex protein pan1-like
Exons: 4
Coding region: 1-1014 (337 amino acids)
Biological process (GO): microtubule bundle formation
Cellular component (GO): microtubule cytoskeleton
Molecular function (GO): microtubule binding
Source: RefSeq, a predicted model, not a curated record